This is a messenger RNA of Camellia sinensis, 744 nucleotides long. The record is from RefSeq and is a predicted model, not a curated record. NCBI's taxonomy places the organism in Eukaryota, Viridiplantae, Streptophyta, Magnoliopsida, Ericales, Theaceae.
AUGGAGCUUCCCAGUGGGAAGAGCACAGCUCUCAACAGCUCCAAAAAGGCUAUCCUACCAAUGCUAAUCCUAAUUCUUCUCACCACAAUCCCUCUCUAUCUAUAUAACAACUCACCCUUCAUUACACAGUCAGUAGAGAUUAAGAUCAAUAGCUCAGUCCCUCUCUUUCAGGAAAACAAUUUGUCCCUGGCUUUGCAUUCUCCCCAGAAUCCAACCAAUGAUUCAACAAAUGUUAAGUUGGAUCAGAAGUGUCACAUAUUUAAUGGAAACUGGGUUCCAUAUCCCAAGGAACCUUACUACACAAAUGAGACUAAAUGUGUGAUUGAUGAUUUACAAAACUGCAUGAAGUUUGGGAAACCAGACACAGAAUUUAUGAAAUGGAGGUGGAAACCAGAUGAAUGUGAGUUACCUCUCUUCAACAAAGUUCAGUUUUUGGAGCUUGUUAGAGGUAAGACUUUGGCCUUUGUUGGGGACUCAGUGCGAAGAAACCAAAUGCAAUCAUUGACAUGCCUCUUGGCUAGUGCAGCCUAUCCAGUAGAUGUUUCUGAAGUGCAAGAUACAAAAUUCAGACGUUGGCUCUACACUGACUACGACUUUACUAUGAAAGCACUUUGGUCCCCACUCUUGGUUAGAACCUGUGACGCUGACCCCAAUGGAUAUUCCCUCAAUAGCCGCAUGAACCUAUACUUAGAUGAGACUGAUGAAGAAACAAAUAUGCAGAAAUUUUGGGCUCAACUCAAAUAA